This is a messenger RNA of Thrips palmi, 3328 nucleotides long. RefSeq names its product putative inorganic phosphate cotransporter. Gene Ontology annotation, cellular component: plasma membrane. Gene Ontology annotation, molecular function: transmembrane transporter activity. NCBI's taxonomy places the organism in Eukaryota, Metazoa, Arthropoda, Insecta, Thysanoptera, Thripidae. The coding region runs from base 249 to 1934 and encodes 561 amino acids. Gene Ontology annotation, biological process: transmembrane transport; monoatomic anion transport. The transcript has 11 exons. The record is from RefSeq and is a predicted model, not a curated record.
UGCGAAAGUCUGCCAAUAUCCGAAUUCUGCAGACCAGAAAAACUGAACAUUGUUUCGUUAUCACGUUGAAAGGAGAAGUGUUGUGUCAUGAAAUAGCGUGUGUGAGGAACUUCAUUCAUCAAAUCAACUCCUGGUGUCGUCAGAUGCUGUUUGGGAUUUCAUUUUCCAGCGAUAAACACGAGAAACAUGACUCAGUUCCAGGACGGUGAUGAGGUAGAGCUGCUGCCGCCGCCACCACCACAGACACCAUGCCUACCAUCAAGAAGAACGGCGUGGCGCGGAAUGGGCGCAACGGGUCCACCAACGGCAUGACCACCAGCCCCGAGAUGGACAAGCUGCUCAAGAGGGCUCCGACGGCAGAAGCCGAGUCGCUAGCAGACGACGCGGACGCCGCCGACGAGGCCCUGACGCACGCCACCAGCGUCAUGAUCACCCCCACCAAGAAGGACGCCGGCGCGCUCAACGGCCUCAACGGGCUCAACGGCGGCGCGCACCCCGGAGCAGGCAACAUGCAUCGGGCGUGCCAGCUGGUGGGGGCGCGCCACGUCCAGGCCGUCAUCAUGUUCUUCAGCGCGGCCGUGGCCUUCUGCACCAGGACCAACAUGUCCGUGGCCAUCGUGGCCAUGACGAAGAAGACGCCGGGGAUCGACGUGACCACUUUUGACUGGGACCCGUCGCGCACCAGCCUGGUGCUCUCGUCCUUCUUCUGGGGGUACGUGGUGAUGAACAUCCCGGCGGGCCAGCUGUCGCAGCGCUUCGGCCCCAAGCGCUUCCUCGCCAUGUCCGUGCUGGUGUCCAGCCUCUUCGACCUGCUGAUGCCGAUGUGCGCCAUGUACGGCGACUGGCCGGGCGUGUGCGCGGCGCGCGUGUGCCAGGGCCUGGCGCAGGGCUUCUUGCUGACGGCGUGCUACGAGCUGCUGAGCAAGUGGGCGCCGCCCAGGGAGCGCUCCAGGAUGGUGUCUUUCUUCCUCGCCGCCCAGCCCUUCGGCAUCGUGGUGGGCCUGUCCGCGUCGGGCGCGCUGGCGGGCAGCCCCGCGGGGUGGCCCUCCAUCUUCUACGUGACGGGCGCCCUGGGCAUGGUGGUGGGCAUCUGGAUCCUCUUCGGCGUGUCCGAGUGCCCCGCCCAGCACCCGUCCAUGAGCGAGAAGGAGAGGCAGUACAUCGAGGAGAACUUCGGCGUCGCGCCGAGCUCCGAACGCAAGCGCGUCACACCCUGGCUGUCCAUCGUCACCUCCAUACCCAUGAUCUCACUAGUUUUGGCCCAUUGCGGCCACUCUUGGGCCUUUUGGACCAUUUUAACCAAGAUGCCAACGUACCUUGACAAGGCUCUAGGCUACAGAAUUCAGGAUAACGGCCUUUUAUCUGCACUGCCAUAUGUUAUUAAAUACUUUGUCAGUUUUGCAUUUGCAUGGUUAGCAGAUUUCUUAAAUAACGGUCACUACAUUUCCUUGACACUCAACAGAAAAAUUGGAAAUUCAGUCGGAUUGUGGGGGCCAGCCAUCAUCUUGGUUGUGUUGGGCUUCUUCCAGAACGACUCCAAUACAUGUGUACUUAUGUUAACACUUGCAGUGGCUCUGAAUGGAGCGACUUAUGUUGGGUACAACAUCAACCACUUGGACUUGUCCCCAAAUUAUGCCUCGACAUUAUUUGGCAUCACUAAUGCGAUGGCUAACAUUAUGUCAUUUAUUGCUCCACUUGUAGUCGGUGCUGUUGUAUCUGAUGAGACUAAUGUGAGCCAAUGGCAAACCGCCUUUUUGAUUGCUGCUGGUGUUAGUUUCAUAGGUAAUCUUGUGUUUGUGAUUGGAGGCUCUGCUGUCAGGCAAGCUUGGGAUGAACCCAAAAAAUCCAACCCAGCUGGCGAUAUUCACCUGGCUGAAAAUGGAUCAAAGCAAACACAAACGGGGACACCAACAACUGUAGAAGCUCAUGCGUGAUAGCAGGGUGGGUUUCUGAACCACUCUGGUCGAAAAGGACUGAGGGAUCAGCAAAGAACCUAAUUUGCAUUCAAUAGGGAAGAAGAAGGUGCUUUCUUCAGAAUCCCCAACCAUUCCAAGACACUUGGGCAUGUUCCCCAGUCUGAAGUACAAACUUGCUGUGUACCCAAAGCAAGAAUUUUAUAAGACACUUUUCGUAAGUGGGGCUCAUUGAGCUAUGUAAAUAAAUUGAAAGUUGUGUAAUCCUCUGAAUGUGAAGGAUUGGGUCAACACGGUAAAGCUUUUAUAAAAUAAUAACCAAGUGAUUUUAAAUGAAAACAAGUGAAGAAUCCUUUCACUUUAUUAUUUUUCUAUGAACAUUUCUCAGGUUGUGAUAAAUAAUGUCUUGACAAUCUAAAAUAAUGAUUAUGCCUGUGACAUUCUUAAUGAAGUUGGCAAGUGUAAUAGUCAAAGCUCAAAUGAAAUGGAGGUGUUGGAGAUAACACUUAAACCAUGUCCCAAUUGUAUGCCCUUUUAGACCUUGACUUGUUUUUUGUUACUUAGUAUCAACAGCAUCAUGAAUUGUUUAUACUGUAGUUAUUUCAUUAGAUUCAAGACUGUAUCGUAUGACUUUUUCUAGUGAUAUCCAACCAGUUAAACCUGUCAAGCACUUUUAUAGCACUGAAUUACGUUUAAAAUUUUCAUCUUUCACAUGAAGUACACUUUACUUCAGUCAAAACAAGAAUGUUGUCAGCCACAUUGUUUAAAAGGAUUUCUCAUGUGUUAGCUUCUUGUGCAUCAGGAGCAAUUUUUAAGUGUCACUGUAUUAAGCAAAUGAUAAAAAGCAUUUUAUUUUUAACUUUUCUGUUACCAUGUGAUUCUUCAUCAUUACUUCACACAUUCUGUUUUGUGGUGUCUUGUCAAUAGUGUUUAUGCAAAUAUGUAGCCUUAAGAUGCCAUUCCCAUCAGUAACUUAAUUUUGUUAAUUUCAAAAUUGAUUGAUUGGUGUUACAAUUUUUAAGCAGGUAGGCUGAUUAUUUAAGCCUGUGAUAUGUCAUUAGGUAUAAGUUGAAGUUGUGUUUUACUUUAGGAAGUAUUGUAUGAAGCAGUAUCCAACAAAUAAUUUUUAUUCUGUCAUCACAAGUAAUUUUUAAAACAUCAUGAGCAAGCAUCUAUCUGAUUUACGCUGAAGACAUGUACUACAUCAAGAAACAGCUCACCUUGGCAAAAUGCUUUUCAUUGUGUCAAUAAGACAUUCAAGUUUAAUCAAAAUCAAAAUUUAUGCUAAAGUAGAAAGACAGCUAUGGGUAUUCAUCUCACAGUAUUAACCUUAUAUUGUUAUUAUUUAAUUCACUGUUAAUGUUUUGUAUGUGUAUUUUUAUCAAUAGUACUUGAAUGAAAACUUGAACAUCUAU